CAGCUCUGAAAGCGAGUAAAGAGGGAUAUAUCGCGGUAGCAUCUAACUACCAGAUCACUUUAGUUAAUGGCGAGAAAGUAGUGAAAACGACAGAAGGACACAACAUGCCUAUAAGAUUGCUAGAAUUCACCCCAGGUAGUAAACAACUAGUCAGUACAGGUGAUGAUAAACAGCUCAACUUGUGGGAUAUCCAAGAAGACAAACUGAAGUUGAAGGAUACGAUUUUACUCAGUAAACGCGCCAACUCACUCAAGUUGCUCGACGAGCAUACAAUUCUCGUUGGUGACAAGUUCGGUGAUAUAUUCGCCUACAAACUGAACAGAACUGAAGAGGAUAAGGAGAAAGACAAAGAGGUUAAGAACAAAGAUAAAGAACCAUUACUUGGGCACGUCUCAAUGGUUAACGACUUCACCGUUACACCUUCACAUAUCAUCUCCGCAGAUAGAGACGCUCAUAUACGCGUAUCUAGAAACCCAUUAGGAUACGUUAUCGAUAACUUCUGUUUAGGACACUCUAAGUUUGUCACUGCUAUUGGUUUAUUAAACGAAGACAUUCUUUUGUCCGGUGGUGGUGACGACUUUAUCAUACUCUGGGAUUGGAAGAACGGCAAAGAAAUCAAGAGAUUCGACAUUAGAGAAGCUGUUUUGUCACACGCUUCUGUCAGAGCUAUUAGAAUUAAUGAUAAGAUGCUCAAGAGUGAUAAUAUUCCAGCUGAUUAUGGUGAGCAUAUCAUCUGCAUUGAUCGUAUUCUCGUUGGUAGUGGUGAAGACCCACUUGUUGCCUUCACUUCAUGCGGUGCUACAGGUGUAUUCUACGCUAGACGAUCAUCUUUCCUCGAUGCAGACAAGGAGUUCAAUAUCCAAGCAGUCGAUUUACAACAUCCAAUCAUCGACCUUGCCGAAGUUAGCGGAAAGUAUGUUGCAACCCUCGAUACCUCAAGAGGUGCAAAUGACGCUGUAGCAGUUUUAACACUUAACUCUGACGGGGAGGUGAGUAAAAAUAGCUCGAAUGAUUCAGACUAAGAGAGAUUAGUUGCAAAGUAGCCAAGAUGAUGGACUCGUCAACACAUUAAACAGCUUGACUGUAGAAGGUGAUACUCGAUUCAACUAAUAGUCCAUUGACUAACAAAGCUCCAAUAGGUUCAGAGAAGUAUGUCAAGCAACUCGAUUUAUACUCCCAACUGGCCCUCCAACCAAAAGUAGAAGGCGAGGAUGAUCUUAAUGAGAAGGCAGAACAUCC
Molecule: messenger RNA, 1239 nt
Organism: Wallemia mellicola CBS 633.66
Lineage: Eukaryota; Fungi; Basidiomycota; Wallemiomycetes; Wallemiales; Wallemiaceae
Exons: 4
Coding region: 105-1022 (305 amino acids)
Biological process (GO): RNA (guanine-N7)-methylation
Cellular component (GO): tRNA methyltransferase complex; cytosol; nucleus
Molecular function (GO): tRNA (guanine(46)-N7)-methyltransferase activity; protein binding
Source: RefSeq, a predicted model, not a curated record